This is a messenger RNA of Fusarium graminearum PH-1, 1297 nucleotides long. RefSeq lists its product as uncharacterized. NCBI's taxonomy places the organism in Eukaryota, Fungi, Ascomycota, Sordariomycetes, Hypocreales, Nectriaceae. The coding region runs from base 1 to 609 and encodes 202 amino acids. Gene Ontology annotation, cellular component: nucleus; CCAAT-binding factor complex. Gene Ontology annotation, biological process: regulation of transcription by RNA polymerase II. The transcript has 4 exons. The record is from RefSeq and is a predicted model, not a curated record. Gene Ontology annotation, molecular function: DNA-binding transcription activator activity, RNA polymerase II-specific; protein heterodimerization activity; RNA polymerase II cis-regulatory region sequence-specific DNA binding.
AUGUCGGAUUCCCCCCAAUCCCCUCCCAAGGAGGUUGACCAAGGUGCACCGUCACCCGACGACGAAGCACAAAUGAAUGAGCAACAAGACCCACAGUCCGCAAACGCUGCGGGUUACGAGUUUGAAGGCGUAAAGGAACAAGACCGCUGGCUCCCUAUAGCCAAUGUCGCUCGCAUUAUGAAGAAUGCCCUGCCUGACAACGCCAAGAUAGCGAAGGAGGCAAAGGAAUGCAUGCAAGAAUGUGUUAGCGAGUUCAUAUCAUUCAUCACAAGUGAAGCAUCGGAAAAGUGUCAACAGGAAAAGCGCAAAACCGUGAAUGGCGAAGAUAUUCUCUUUGCCAUGACAUCCCUCGGUUUUGAAAACUAUGCUGAAGCCCUCAAGGUUUAUUUAAGCAAGUAUCGCGAGCAACAGAACCAAUCCAACCGUGAAAGAGUAAACAUGGAUAACGGACAGUGGGGUUCUGGUACCAUGAUGGGCGAUGCUAAGGCCGAGUCUGGCGCCGUGGGCGACUUUGGACACGACGGCAACAGCGUUGAAAGUGGUGCGGAUCCCAACUACAUGUAUGGGUCCCAGCCCGGCCACAACGGUAAUGCUCCUGAAGGUUUUUAAAGGAGCUGAUGGGCCCAUGGAGUCGCAUCUCAGGAUACUGCUGUUGAUAAAGGCCGAGGCCGUGGACGAACCCGAACCGGCAGACGAUAAAAGUGAGAUGGGCAGAACCUCAUCUCAUACGAUGAGCCCGCCCAGUGCAACCGCUGCCAACCAAAAUGAAGUCGACGAAUAUAUCGUCGACGCAGCUCUCACUCAAAUCUAUCGGAUGAAAUAGACCGGAAGCCAACCAUCUUCGUCUUACGGCAGACAACUGUGUACGCAUUGAGAUACGAUGGGCCACAUCGAAAGAUGUAUAAUUGACAACGCAAACUACAGCCCGGGAACGUUGAGAGAGGGAGAUAAGAAAUAAAAAACGAACAUACAAGGAGGAACAGAACAGUGGAAUAUCGAUGCACGGUGGAAAGAACUUGGCUGUUAUCUGAAGACAAGAGGUUUCAAUAGCGUCUUCUGAUAGUGUAUACUUAUGUAAGCGGUUCUGCGUUGGUAUAAGUUGCUCCCACUGACCAACAUGAUAUUAAUAUGACGCCCAGCGUGGACAAAUGGUUUUCGUGAGAUGAUCAAAAACCAUGUUAUGCCCAUUUUCGUUGGAAGGUUCAAUUUAAAUUGUAUUUCAACUUUUCGAGCCUGCGACGUAAUAAGUAUACACAAGUGGCCCGAAAACCUUGCGCUCAAGUUCUGGUUGGUCCAU